AUGACGUCGAAACGUGAUGAAGCCACGGAAAACAGCUCGGUCGAAGCCGAAAGCUCGACCGCAUCAACAGCAACACCACAGGAAACACCACCAGCAUACAGCGCAAGCAGCGCCACUGACACGACCGCCCCACCAACCUACGCAUCCGUCCAGCGCGCCCUCACAGCGCUCUCGCAAGGCCCACCCGACGAAACCAUCUCGGUACCCAUGAUAUCGCGGACGGUACAAUUCAGCCUGCACAACUACAACCCGUUUUCGCGCAAGCAAGGCACGAUCCGGCAGUCGGUCGUCACGCGGCAGAUGAAGCGGUCGCAGUACCUGGCGCACUAUGCCAAGGAUGCAGAGGGCAAUUUCAUCGGCACGGGGCGGCCCGCGCCAGACGCCGAUCUGGUGUUUGUCCCCAGUAAGGGGAGCAGCGAGGAUAUGCUGCGGCAGGCCGAGGAGGUGGCGCUUAGAGUGCAGAGGUUGAGGGGGAAGGGCAUUGGGGAUUGGGGGCAGCCGUUGCCGGAUAAUUAUGGGGGGAUGACGGGGGGUGCUAUGUGA
This is a messenger RNA of Exserohilum turcica Et28A, 543 nucleotides long. RefSeq lists its product as uncharacterized. Lineage: Eukaryota; Fungi; Ascomycota; Dothideomycetes; Pleosporales; Pleosporaceae. The transcript has a single exon. The record is from RefSeq and is a predicted model, not a curated record. The coding region runs from base 1 to 543 and encodes 180 amino acids.